Eurypyga helias (sunbittern) is the source of this 1410-nucleotide messenger RNA. It is a transcript of the gene TEF, whose product is annotated as thyrotrophic embryonic factor. The annotation marks the transcript as partial. The transcript is spliced from 4 exons. Gene Ontology annotation, molecular function: DNA-binding transcription factor activity, RNA polymerase II-specific; RNA polymerase II cis-regulatory region sequence-specific DNA binding. The record is from RefSeq and is a predicted model, not a curated record. Gene Ontology annotation, cellular component: nucleus. Gene Ontology annotation, biological process: regulation of transcription by RNA polymerase II. NCBI's taxonomy places the organism in Eukaryota, Metazoa, Chordata, Aves, Eurypygiformes, Eurypygidae.
CUUGUACAGUGACCUGCUUGUAUCUUUCAGAUAAAGAGAAGGAGAAGAUAAAGCUUGAGGAAGAUGAGGCAGCAGCUGCCAGCACUAUGGCAGUCUCUGCUUCCCUUAUGCCACCCAUCUGGGACAAAACUAUUCCUUACGAUGGCGAGUCUUUCCACCUGGAGUACAUGGAUCUGGAUGAGUUCCUGCUGGAAAAUGGAAUUCCUUCCAGCCCUACUCACCUGGAUUUGAACCAGAAUCCACUCUUGCCUGUGGCUGAGCUGGAAGGAAAGGAGUCUGCCAGUGCUUCCACUGGUUCUCCUGCGUCCUCCUCUUCCACUGCAGUUUACCAGCAGUCUGAAGCAGCCUCCAGCACAGAGUCCCCACCACAAAACGAGAGAAAUACUCCCAGCCCCAUUGAUCCCGACUGCGUAGAAGUUGAGGUGAAUUUUAACCCUGACCCUGCCGAUUUAGUGCUGUCCAGUGUGCCUGGCGGUGAGCUCUUCAACCCUCGCAAGCACAAGUUCACUGAAGAGGACCUGAAACCACAACCAAUGAUUAAAAAAGCCAAGAAGGUUUUUGUCCCAGAUGAACAAAAGGAUGAAAAAUACUGGACAAGGCGGAAGAAGAACAACGUGGCAGCAAAGCGUUCCCGUGAUGCUCGGCGGUUAAAGGAGAAUCAGAUCACGAUUCGUGCAGCCUUUCUUGAGAAAGAGAAUACGGCCCUGAGGACGGAGGUUGCAGAGCUGCGCAAGGAAGUGGGACGAUGCAAGAACAUUGUUUCUAAAUACGAGACCAGAUACGGACCCUUUGACUUAUCUGAUUCCGAGUGAUGCAACUUUAAAGACUUGUAAAAACAAAGAAACUAAAAAGCACACAUGAAUCGCCAGUCUUCAGAGUGAGCAGUGAAAUCUGUGAGGUGUCCCAACACAAACAACUGAUGAUGACCCUGCCUGCCUGCUUGCCUGCAAGUACCCCAUCUGAACUACCCGGAGCUGGGCACAACGAAAAGUGCCAAGUCUCCUUAAUUCUGUAUAUGGCUUUCUUGUCUUUCUCACUGUAACUAUGAACUACUACAAUAAGCUUACUUCUUGGGGUUUUGUCAAGACACUCAAAGUUCGUGUCUCAAAGUCUGUUGACAGCCUGUGUGAAUAGUGACUCUCUGUUUUGGCACUCAAGUGGAAGAAAAUAGGGAGUUUUAAAUGAAAGUGUAUAUAUUGAGAACUGCUAUAUUUUAAGACUCUUUUCUCCCCCCCGCCCUUCCCGCAGUAGAAUGAAUUUUGUUUAAUACUGCAGCUCACUUCUGGUACAGCGUAGCAUCUUGUGGAGUACCGUGGGCGCGGAGUUAAAGACACCAGGAAAACAGCAGUCUGUGACGUAGGAGACUUCCCGUGCAGAGAAGUACAGCAGGCGCAUUGAAACAAUCCCAAA